Mercurialis annua (annual mercury) is the source of this 754-nucleotide messenger RNA. Its product is annotated as cell number regulator 1-like. The coding region runs from base 123 to 644 and encodes 173 amino acids. NCBI's taxonomy places the organism in Eukaryota, Viridiplantae, Streptophyta, Magnoliopsida, Malpighiales, Euphorbiaceae. The record is from RefSeq and is a predicted model, not a curated record. The transcript has 3 exons.
AGCUUCAUGUCUCAACUUCACGUGGGCUAUGUCGGUUUUUUUAACUACUAGAAUUUCUUGUAAUUAGUUCUUCACAUAAUUUAAAGCCAGCAACUUGAAAGAGGGAGAAAAAAGAAAAAAAAAUGUAUCCUCCAUAUGUUCAAAACGAUACAAAACGUUCUUCACAAGGCUAUCCAAUGAACAACAUUCACACCGCCCAUAAUCCUUACGUCUCCUCCGGCGGUGCCACCGGAAUGCGGUGGUCUACCGGUCUUUGCCACUGUUGCGAUGACCCAGCUAAUUGUUUGGUCACUUGCAUGUGUCCGUGUGUUACCUUCGGACAGAUUGCUGAGAUUGUGAAUAAGGGUUCUAUAUCUUGUGGAGCAAGUGGUGCAGUGUAUGGUGUGCUACUAGGGUUUACAGGGUUAUCAUGCUUAUACUCAUGCUUCUAUAGGUCGAGAUUAAGAGGACAAUAUGAUUUGGAGGAAGCACCAUGUGUGGAUUGCUUGGUUCACUUCUUUUGUGAAUUAUGUGCUCUUUGUCAAGAAUAUCGAGAGCUCCGAAAUCGUGGAUUUGACAUGGGAAUUGGUUGGCAGGCUAAUAUGGAUAGACAGAGUAGAGGAAUCACAGUUGCUCCGAUUGUAAGUACUGGCAUGAACCGGUGAUCAGUUUAGGCUCUCCGUUAAUUCGUACACCAAGCUUUUCCCUACUUUCUCAUCUUGUGUAAGAAUAUUUUUUGAAUUAUAUUAUUGCUGCUUUUAUUAUUUUAAAUUAA